AUGAGUAAUCGUAUAUGUUGUGUUGUUAAUUGUUCUAACACAUACAAGAAUACUUCGAAUGUGAAGUUUUUUAGAUUUCCUAAUAGACCGUACGAAAGAGAAUUGAAAAAUCAAUGGAUUCGAGCAAUAAAUCGUCUUGAUGACAAUGGGAAAUUAUGGCAACCAAUCAAUAGUAGUCUGGUUUGUGGCGAUCAUUUUGUCAAUAAUAAACCAUCAAAGCAUCCUCAAAGUCCAGACUAUAUUCCAUCAAUAUUUCCUAAAGCAUAUAAGAAAAAAACACAGAAUAAUCAACAGCGUGAAGCGAGGUAUAAAAGAGUACUAAAUCGUCAAGACAGAACAAAUAAGCAAUAUCAAGAUGAGCUACCUGAAAACUUAAAUGAGUUAUCAGAAAGUGUUUUUCAUAAUAGAAAUUUGACAUGGGAUGUUAGUACUCAGGUUGCUUUUGAUGUUACUGAUUCUGGUUUUUUUAAUUUUGAAUGUAGUUUUGAUAAUAAUAAUGCUAUGACUCAAAUAUCUGGACCCUCAUUAGUAAAAUAUUGUAAUAUUCAGAAAAUCGAUCAGUCAUGUGGUCCAGAUUAUCCUUUAUUUGAUAGAUAUUUUCAUGGUUUUAUAUCAAUUAAAAAUGAACAACAUUUAAAGGAUCUAACUGGUACUACAUUUCAAGUUUUUUAUUUAUUAUUAAGUUUUUUAUCUGAUUCAUCUUACUAUAGUUUUGAUAAAGAAAAUCGUCUUCUAAUGUUCUUAAUAAAAAUUAAAUUAGGUAUUACAUAUUCUGCUAUAAGUAGUAUAUUUAAUUGCAGUCGUCAAACUACAACUCGGAUAUUUUACAAUACAUUACACAUUUUAGCAAUAAAAACUAAAGAGUUCAUAUUUUGGCCUUCUAAAUAUACAGUUCGUGAAACUCUUCCUGAAGCAUUUAAGAAAAAUUAUCAAAAUUGUCGGUGCAUAAUUGAUUGCACUGAAAUCAAGACCGAACAACCCAACACUAUUGAGCAAAGGGUAUAUAUGUAUUCGAGAUAUAAAAGUUCCUAUACUAUUAAAGUAUUAGUGGCAGUUACGCCUAAUGGUAUGAUAUGUUUUUUAUCCAACUGUUAUGGGGGUAGAGCUAGUGAUACUUUCAUAACAAAUGACAGUGGCUUCUUAAGCAAAUUGGAACCCGGUGAUGUAGUUCUAGCUGACAAGGGGUUUCCUAGUAUUAAAACACAGUGUGAAACAAAUUCAAAUAGUAUAUUAGUUAUGCCUCCAAUUCUUCAUAAUGGAAGAUUCACUGAACAUGAAGUCAUUGAAACAUAUUCUGUGGCUAGUGUUAGAAUUCACGUAGAAAGGGUGUUUGCUAGGUUGAAAACCUAUGGAAUAUUGAAUAAAAUAACAAUGGACCUCAUGCCUUCCAUUGAUAAUAUAAUGCAUACUUGCUGUGUUUUGACUAAUCUACAAAAUCCUAUCAUAAAAGAAUAA
Messenger RNA from Myzus persicae (green peach aphid), 1455 nucleotides. RefSeq lists its product as uncharacterized. The transcript is spliced from 2 exons. Bases 1 to 1455 code for a protein of 484 amino acids. The record is from RefSeq and is a predicted model, not a curated record. Lineage: Eukaryota; Metazoa; Arthropoda; Insecta; Hemiptera; Aphididae.